AUGGUAGAACCAACCAUGUUUCAUCUCUUCAGUGACCAAGGGUCAGAUUCUUGUUUCUGCCUCGACAAUGUGUACUGCUCUUUCUACAAGUCUGUACAUAUAGCGGUGAUGAGACAGGGUGGGGCUGAACAGGAAUGGAUGGAGUGGGUAGAGCUGACUGAACAGGAGGGGCGGAAGGAGCAGACACAGGCCAAUACAUCAAGGAACGGGCAAAGCAGAAUAAGCGAAAAGCGUUACAGGAGCAGAUGA
Messenger RNA from Gryllus bimaculatus (two-spotted cricket), 249 nucleotides. Lineage: Eukaryota; Metazoa; Arthropoda; Insecta; Orthoptera; Gryllidae. The record is from the annotation of a GenBank genome assembly.